AUGGACCUUCUGCCGGACGUCAACGAGGCGAUGGAUCAGGCCAUGAAUGAGAUGAAAUUCGAGACUGAAUUUCCACUUUCCUCGUUCAUUUCGUUGGUCGGCUUCUUUCUUGUCCUCUCUGUUGAGCAGGUGGUUCUCUCUCACCGAGAGUCUCGCAGUACAAAUCAGACCGCUCGUGUCCAGAAUAUUGCCCAAUUGUCGGACCAGGCGGUGGAGAGUAAAUGGCGCGCAUUGCUACGGCGAUCGGCUCGUCUGCCAUCGUCACAGGCGCCAGUCGACCGGGACGGACCAGCCCGGUUGUCCUUGCCGGGCGGUACCUUCCGCUCUGUCUUCCGGCCGACUCGUGGUAACUCACUGAUGAGUCGUCGUGGCCUGAUCGAGGACGAGGCGACCAGCCAGACGACAACACCGCCCGCCCAGACACAAGAUCGCCAACGACCCUUCUUUCCACCCUCGCCGGAGCCCGUCAGUCCCCAGGCCAACGGCAGCCUCGACAGAAACCCAUCUCAAGCCUACAAUCCCUUCCGACAAUCGGACGCCACUGGCUACAUCAGUCCGGCCAACUUUUCGGACGAUCGUCAGCACACUUUUUCUUUCUUCCACGAUCACCCCACCUACGAUGAUGAUCACCAUCAGCAUCUUCAUCAUCUCCACCACGACCCGGAACACUAUCACCAUCACCGCCACCACCACCACCAGCAUGGCCAUAACGCGAACCCUGAGGUCGCCAAUUCCCCGGUUUUUCGGGUUGUUCUCUUGCUAGUCGCCAUGUCAUUGCAUGCCGUCUUCGAGGGCCUAGCAGUUGGUCUGCAGGACUCGGUACAACACACGAUCACGCUGUUCUCUGCAUUGGCUCUGCACAAGUUGAUCAUGGCGAUCGGAAUUGGCGUGAAUCUGGCCACUGUGCACAGUCAUCCCGGACAUUCGUCGACGGGUCCACACGCCAACAGUGAAACCAGACGACACAGCCAUAUUGCCGAGUUCGAGUCCCGUCCAUCCGAACUCGGAUUGCCGAGUGGUGGCGAGCGUCACUCCUCUGAGGCGCCGCUUCUCGACCAGCCUCGUGGGGACGACGAGACCGGCGAAGCGAAGAGCUCGCACAACGUCUUCCCCUCAUGGCCCGGUCCCCAUGGCGACCGUUCUGUCGGUCCGAGUCAGUCGACUUCGCGGGGUUCCGCGAAGAAGCGCAGCCUUCACGAUCUGCGCAUGAAGGGCCUCGCCUGCCUCGUGUUUGCCAGCGCCUCUCCGAUCGGCGUCCUGGUCGGCUGGGGUCUGAUGCAGCAGCAUCAGUCUCCCGGCCUUCUCUUAUCCACUGCCGUGCUUCAGGGCCUUGCCUGUGGCACCUUCUUUUAUGUCGUCUUCUGUGAACUUCUGCCCGGCGAAUUCCACGGCGGCGCCGGUUCGAUUCACCACGAUCGUCUGCCAAAGUUGUCCUUUCUCAUGUUCGGCUUUCUGCUGAUCGCAGUCUAUCUCUACUUCCAACCCGGCUGA
Protopolystoma xenopodis is the source of this 1491-nucleotide messenger RNA. NCBI's taxonomy places the organism in Eukaryota, Metazoa, Platyhelminthes, Monogenea, Polystomatidea, Polystomatidae. The record is from the annotation of a GenBank genome assembly.